This is a messenger RNA of Hipposideros armiger (great roundleaf bat), 2273 nucleotides long. It is a transcript of the gene TCFL5, whose product is annotated as transcription factor like 5. Gene Ontology annotation, molecular function: DNA-binding transcription factor activity, RNA polymerase II-specific; protein dimerization activity; RNA polymerase II cis-regulatory region sequence-specific DNA binding. The coding region runs from base 1 to 1602 and encodes 533 amino acids. Gene Ontology annotation, biological process: spermatogenesis; regulation of DNA-templated transcription. Gene Ontology annotation, cellular component: nucleus. NCBI's taxonomy places the organism in Eukaryota, Metazoa, Chordata, Mammalia, Chiroptera, Hipposideridae. The record is from RefSeq and is a predicted model, not a curated record. The transcript has 7 exons.
AUGGCAAGCGAUGUGGUCCACGCAGGUCCCCAGGGUCAGCAGGAACGUGGGCCAAGCCUCAGCCUGACUCAUGGUUUAAAGGAGCACCAGGCUGCCGGGCCGGCGGGGGGAGGGGGGGGCAAGCUGGUUGGGGAGCACGUGGGCGCGGACGCGGCGCUGGGCGAGGCGGGGCUGAGCUUCACGACCACCGACCUGAGCCUGGUGGAGAUGACGGAGAUCGAGUACACGCAGCUGCAGCACAUCCUCUACUCGCACAUGGAGGCGGCCGCGGCCGACGGCGAGCUCGAGACGCGCCUCAACUCGGCCUUCCUGGCGGCGGCGGCGCCGGGCGCGGCGGCGGCGGGGGGCUUCGCGGCGUCCGGGGCCGCGGCGUCCGGGGCCGCGCCGCCAGUGUACCCCGUGCUGUGCCCGCCCGCGCUGGCCGACGGCGGCUUCACGGGCGCCAACCAGUGCCUGGGCCACAUCGACUUCCAGGAGCUGCGCAUGAUGCUGCUGAGCGAGGCUGGCGCGCCCCCCGCCAACGCCGCCGAGAAGACGCCGGGCGCCGACGGCCCUGGGCCGGGCGCAGCGAGGCCCAAGGCGUCCGACGGCGCCGGCAAGGAGAACGCGGAGGGCGCGCCCGAGGCGCGGGCCAAGUCGGCCGUGCGCGUCCGCCUGGAGGACCGCUUCAACAGCAUUCCUGCCGAGCCCCAGCCCGCGCCGCGCGGCGCCGAGCCCUCCGAGCCAGGCGUGGCGCUCAACAAUCUGGUGACCCUUAUUCGACAUCCAUCCGAAUUAAUGAACGUGCCUCUUCAGCAACAAAACAAAUGUACAACCUUAGUGAAGAAUAAGACCGCAGCUGCCACUACCGCCCUGCAGUUCACCUACCCGCUGUUCACCACCAAUGCCUGUACCAGCGGCUCGGGCACCAGUCUCCCACAGACACAGAGUUCUAGUAACUCGUGUUCAAUCCUCGAUGCUGCCAAGCACCAGGAUAUCGGAUUGCCUAGAGCAUUUUCUUUCUGUUAUCAGCAAGAAAUUGAAUCCACUAAGCAGACUUUAGGCAAUAGAAACAGAGCUUUGCCUGAGCAGGUGUGGAUUAAAGUGGGAGAAGAAGCGCUCUGCAAGCAAGCGAUAAAUAAGAGGAAUCGGGGCAGAAUGCGCCCGUUGGACUCGAGUGUAGAGCGAAGAGCCCUUGGAGAGAUUCAGAAUGUGGGUGAGGGCACUGCUGCCGCCCAGGGCACCUGGCAGUCGGCGGAGUCUGCGCAGUCACACCUCGGGGAGCAGGCCCAAAGCGGGCCCCCGGGGGGCAGGUCUCAGCGCAGGGAAAGGCACAACCGCAUGGAGAGAGACAGAAGGCGCAGAAUCCGCAUUUGUUGCGAUGAGCUGAACCUCUUAGUCCCAUUCUGUAACGCUGAGACUGAUAAGGCGACGACUCUUCAGUGGACCACAGCGUUCCUGAAAUACAUUCAGGAAAGACACGGAGACUCUCUUAAGAAGGAAUUUGAGAGUGUAUUUUGUGGUAAAACUGGCAGAAGGCUAAAGUUGACCAGACCAGACUCCUUGGUGACGUGCCCCACACAGGAGAGUCUACAGAGCAGUCCAGCCAUGGAGAUGAAGUGACUGGAACUGAACCCUGAUUCCUGGGAAGCAGACGGCCAUUCCUUCCGGCCCAGAAACAUUUGCACAGCCCUGGGUCUCUGCUCUGGACAGUCUACUGUAACAGGACAUGACUCAAGUUGAUGGGACUCCAGUGGGGACUUUGAAAGCACAUUUUGUAAAAAUAUUUAGAACAAAAUACUUAUCCAUUAAUGUCCUCUUAGACCGUUGAGGAUGAAGACAUCUUGACAAUUAGUAAGUACUUUUUCAAUUAUCUGUCUGAUUCCAUCAUGUUUUCUUAACAUGAUAACUUUAAAAAUUAACAUCUCUUGUAAUUUGUUUAGUCAUACAAGAUACAUUGCUUUUUACGUAUUUUAUUUACAUUUUAAACAUGCCCCCUUAGCAACUGGAACAAGUUAAAUUAUUCUUCACUAUAAGCAGUUUGGAAAUUUAUUUCAUUAGUUUAUCGACUCCCCUUGUAAUGACAUCCGGUCGGUCGCAUAGUACUGUAUUCCAAAAUGCAGUCCUAUUUAAACCUUUUUACUAGAAAUUUGCCAGUGAUGCCCUUUACAGGAUGUCCCUACUUUUGUCCAUAAAUGAUAUUUUGUCACGGUAGGUUGCUCGGUGCCCACACUUUCAUAUUGAGAGUCAUUAUUUUUUGUGGAAUUGGAAUAAACUGUAGUGUUUGGAACAGA